AUGGCGUCAACUGAGCAUCCGGUUGUGGGAUGGAUAGGACUUGGAAGUAUGGGCAUGGCAAUGGCUCGAAAUAUUCAGAAGUUUCUCCAGCGCGAAGGUAGACCACAGUUGCGGUACUGGAACCGGACGGCUUCUCGCGGGGAACCCCUCAAGUCACUUGGCGGUAUCGGAUGCGAAUCUAUCGUACAGCUUGUUGCUGAAUGUGAUCUGAUAUUCAUAUCGACGAGCGAUGACGCUGCCUUGAUUGGCAUCGUUGACCAAAUCUUGUCUGCUGAAGAUAUCGAUGGCAAGAUCAUUGUGGACACUACGACCGUGCAUGCCAACACGACGAAAGAAACAAACGAAAAGCUGAAGAGCCGUGGAGCAAGCCUUAUUGCUGCACCGGUGUUCGGAGCCACGCCGGCCGCAGAGAGCGGGACUGUUUUGAUGGGGAUGGCGGGCCCUAAAGCAGCAAUUGAGAUUGUCUCGCCUUUUGUGAAAGGCGUUCUUGCUAGUCAGGUGAUGGUAGUGUCGGAGCAGCCUCAAAAAGCGAGUCUUCUCAAGACCCUGGGUAACUUUAUCAUUGCUGGAAUGAUGGAGACUAUUGGAGAAGCGCAAGUGUUUGCAGAGAAAAGCGAACUCGGCACAGCCACACUUGAGAAGCUGCUCGAGCUGAACUUCGGAAGCUUGAUGCAUUCUACCUCCACGCGUAUGACGCAAGGCGUUUACCUUCCAGGAGAAGGUGAAUCCCCUUGGUCCAGUCUGGAGCUAGGUAUUAAGGAUGUUCAGCAUGGUGUCACUUCCGCCCAAGACGCUGGGAUGAGGUUGAAGGUUGCUGAGGUGGCUUUGGAAAAUAUGACGCGGGCGAAAACAUUCGCAGACGCCCAUGGUGGUCGUUCCUUAGAUUCGUCGGCUGGGUACGGUAUCAUCCGCCAAGACGCUGGGCUUGAGUUUGAGAAUACCUUUGUGAAGGAACGAGAUUCCGCCAAAGAGACUGGGGGCUCUCAAUAG
Molecule: messenger RNA, 990 nt
Organism: Penicillium bovifimosum
Lineage: Eukaryota; Fungi; Ascomycota; Eurotiomycetes; Eurotiales; Aspergillaceae
Product: NAD(P)-dependent oxidoreductase
Exons: 6
Coding region: 1-990 (329 amino acids)
Molecular function (GO): oxidoreductase activity, acting on the CH-OH group of donors, NAD or NADP as acceptor; NADP binding
Source: RefSeq, a predicted model, not a curated record